Lottia gigantea (owl limpet) is the source of this 636-nucleotide messenger RNA. RefSeq lists its product as hypothetical. NCBI's taxonomy places the organism in Eukaryota, Metazoa, Mollusca, Gastropoda, Lottiidae. Bases 1 to 636 code for a protein of 211 amino acids. The transcript is spliced from 2 exons. The record is from RefSeq and is a predicted model, not a curated record.
AUGGAGACACUUUUAAGAAUAAUUGAAGUUCACAAGUUGAAAUCACCACCAGAGGGCUGCAGCCUCUAUGAAGUUAUUGAUAUGGUGGAUAGAUAUAGAAAACCAGAAAUCAGAAGAGUUCGAAUCAAUAAUGACUUCCUUAAGAGAGAUAUUAAUCCCAGUUCAGCCUGUGAAAGAGGAAAGUAUACCAAGUUCCGUCAGCAUAUUUUAUCAGAUGAUUUCCAGGAUGAGGUGUUAAUUGAGAAGUUAAAUGAGAUAGUAAUUCGUGACACAGAACGGAAAGGGAAAGUUGGAAAGAAAAGGUCAGAGAUGGUAGCUACUGUAGAGAUUAAGGAAGAAAGAAAGUCUAAAGAUAAAGGUAAUGCAGUACUGGUUAAUGAAAUAAAAUCAUUACAAGAACAAUUUACUGAGUUGAAAGAACUGGUUAAACAACAAUCUCAGACCCAACCAACAUUUCAACCAAUUACUCAAACCAGACCUAGACAGUAUAAAAGAAGUUGUUUCCAAUGUUAUAAAGAUGGCAGCCAAGAUUGUAGACACUGUUGGCGAUGUGGUUCAGUUUCUCAUUUUCGUUUCAACUGUAGAGCGAAUUUAUCGGGAAACGAUCAAGGGUCGCAUCCAGGGGGCAGAAUGUGA